AUGCCUGCUGUCAUCCCCUUGCUCCCUCUUGGCACUAGCCGAUCACUAGGCAACAAGCACUACACCCCCCAGUACAGCUUAGAUGAUCUCGUACAAGACAUCAAGGCCUACCUAGGCGAGAGUGGUGGCAUUUCUUCGGCAGAUGUGGAUAACGAAUACCUGAUCUCGCUGGCGCAGAAGUACAUCUCUGAUCCGAACGACUGGGCCCGCUUUUACUACAACGACACCAGCAAGAAUUACACUCGCAAUGCUAUCGAAAACAUUAACCAAAAAGCAAACAUUCUCCUGCUCGUGUGGAACCCCGGGAAAGGCUCCCCCAUCCACGACCAUGCCAAUGCACACUGCAUCAUGAAGGUCCUGGCUGGCACGCUACAAGAAACUAUUUACAACGUCCCCAAUCAGGACUCUGAUCUUCAUGGUCCGUUGGAAAUCAAGUCUGACACGAGGCACUCCAUGAAUGCCGUCGCCUAUAUCUCGGACGAUAUUGGGCUGCAUCGCGUUCACAACCCGAGUAGUGACCAAGUUGCUGUCUCUCUGCACUUAUAUACCCCGCCUAAUGCCGCCGACUAUGGGUAUAACAUUUACAACGAAAUGACAGGCAAAGCGAGCUUUGUCCAACAGGCUCAAGCUGUUUCUCAGAAAGAAUGA
Penicillium digitatum Pd1 is the source of this 648-nucleotide messenger RNA. RefSeq names its product Cysteine dioxygenase type I. Gene Ontology annotation, molecular function: cysteine dioxygenase activity; ferrous iron binding. Gene Ontology annotation, biological process: L-cysteine catabolic process. Lineage: Eukaryota; Fungi; Ascomycota; Eurotiomycetes; Eurotiales; Aspergillaceae. The record is from RefSeq and is a predicted model, not a curated record.